Molecule: messenger RNA, 645 nt
Organism: Acanthosepion pharaonis
Lineage: Eukaryota; Metazoa; Mollusca; Cephalopoda; Sepiida; Sepiidae
Source: the annotation of a GenBank genome assembly
AUGAUCAGACCAACAUUCGACCUUCCUUCCUUUUAUUUAUUUUUAAUUUAUUUCAUUCAUCGCUUUUCUCUUAUUUCCCGCUUUUCUCUUAUUUCCCGCUUUUCUAUUCUUUUCUCCCUCCACCUCUUUGGCUUGUUUUCUAAUCUUCUUCUUCUUCUUCUUCUUCUUCUUCUUCUUCUUCUUCUUCUUCUUCUUCUUCUUCACUCUGCACUUCUUUUCUUUUUUCUCUAUAACUUCUUUUCUUUUUUCUGUAUAUCUUUUGUGUUGUUUUUCUUCUUUCUUUCUUUCUUUCUUUCUUUCUUUUGUGUUCUCUUUCUUUCUCUUUUUGCGUUCGCUUUCUUCAUUUGCUUCUUUAGAUAUCCUUCUCUUUUUUCAUAUCAUCUUUCUAUCUCUUUUUGUGUUCUCUCCCUUCAUUUCUUUCUCUUUUUAUGUUCGCUUUCUUUCUUUCUUUUUUUGUGCUCGCUUUCUUUCUCUUUUUGUGAUUUCAUCUUUCUCUUUUUAAUGUUCACUUUUUCUCUUUUUGUGUUGUCUUCUUUCUGUUCUUCCUCUCUUUCUUUCUUUCUUUCUUUCUUUCUUUCUUUCUUUCUUUCUGUUGCUCAAAGAACAUAUAAUUGUAUUAUGGUCCGGUUCCUUGUACCACGGUGA